Messenger RNA from Drosophila busckii, 679 nucleotides. RefSeq lists its product as uncharacterized. Lineage: Eukaryota; Metazoa; Arthropoda; Insecta; Diptera; Drosophilidae. The record is from RefSeq and is a predicted model, not a curated record. The coding region runs from base 476 to 643 and encodes 55 amino acids. The transcript has 4 exons.
UCGUAUCUGGUAUAUCAAGUCCGAAAGUGUAUCAAUAAUAAAAGUUGUUAUUAGUUGAAAUUCAUAAAAGCGCACUUAAUUAAAGAGUUUGAGUUUGCUCUAGUUGAAAAAAAAUAAAGAAAAACCCCAUUUAGACACCAACAAGUACCAAAUACGGUGCGGUUAGCGUUGCCAGCGGCCAUCGCAAAACGCGAAGCAUUUUUUAACAGUUACGCGAAAUUCUCACGUGGCAAAAAAGAAAAACAACAACAAAACAAAUAUUGAAGAACUCUUAAUCAGUUACGCCUAACAAGCACACAUUGAAAAAUAUAUAUACAUUUUAUGAACAAUUAAGAAAAGCUGCAAGUGCAACGUAAAUACAUUAAACUAACAUUUGGUAAAGCAGAAGGGAGGACCGAAUUCUUGGACGGCGGUUUAUAAUAUAAUUCGUGAGCUUGUAUUGCGCACCCCAAGCAGGGGAAACAUAAUAUCUUAUAUGACUUUUGAAAGAUUGAGUGAAACACCAGCAAAAAAAGGCGCACCUCCAAUUCCACAAAAACGGAGUAAAAGCUUCGAACUGUGCAUGAAUUCAAAGAGGCGAACUAUAAGUCAUCGGACUUCAAGUAAUAGACAUCGGAAGUUACAGCCGUUCAGGUACACGUGAGCCAACAAUCGUGCCGUUCCAAUAGUUUUCUACUAA